Molecule: messenger RNA, 696 nt
Organism: Truncatella angustata
Lineage: Eukaryota; Fungi; Ascomycota; Sordariomycetes; Amphisphaeriales; Sporocadaceae
Product: cyclophilin-like domain-containing protein
Exons: 5
Coding region: 1-696 (231 amino acids)
Biological process (GO): protein folding; protein peptidyl-prolyl isomerization
Molecular function (GO): peptidyl-prolyl cis-trans isomerase activity
Source: RefSeq, a predicted model, not a curated record
AUGAGCUCUCUUCGACCCCUCCUCAACUUCUCUCCCCGCCUCUGCUCAAGAGUCUCAACCUCAACUUCUUCUCUCCGACCCAAUCUCUUCACGAAGUCAUCUUUUGUUACUUCUUCACCAACUUCUAGAUAUUUCUCAGCAACAUCUAACAACAUGGGCAAGGCUUGGUUUAAGAUUGAAUGGGAGGGUCCCUCCGUCGAUGCCAACGGCAGACCUACUGGUCAGCCCAAGGUCCAGACCGCUGUCAUGAACUUCAACCUCUACAGCGACGUCGUCCCCAAGACUGCUGAGAACUUCCGCGCUCUCUGCACUGGCGAGAAGGGCUUUGGCUACAAGGGCUCUUCCUUCCACCGUAUCAUCCCCGAGUUCAUGCUCCAGGGUGGUGACUUCACCCGUGGCAACGGCACUGGUGGCAAGUCCAUCUACGGUGAGAAGUUCGCCGAUGAGAACUUCCAGCUCAAGCACGACAAGCCCGGUUUGUUGUCCAUGGCCAACGCUGGCCCUAACACCAACGGCUCCCAGUUCUUCGUCACCACCGUCGUUACUUCGUGGUUGAACGGUCGCCACGUCGUCUUCGGCGAGGUUGCUGACCAGGAGUCGCUGAACGUUGUCAAGGCUCUCGAGGCUGUCGGCUCACAGAGCGGUGCUGUCAAGUACAGCAAGCGCCCCACCAUCAUUGACUGUGGUGCCGAUUAA